This is a messenger RNA of Etheostoma cragini (Arkansas darter), 1628 nucleotides long. Its product is annotated as cortexin domain-containing 1-like. NCBI's taxonomy places the organism in Eukaryota, Metazoa, Chordata, Actinopteri, Perciformes, Percidae. The coding region runs from base 330 to 602 and encodes 90 amino acids. The transcript has a single exon. The record is from RefSeq and is a predicted model, not a curated record.
GCUUUUCUACUGUUUUAUGUGUUGAUUGCACAAAACAAGCAAUUCGAAGACAAUAUCUUGGCUUUCCAGGAUAUUGUGAUGAUGAUUUUACAGACCAAACGAUUCAUAAUUUAAUUGAGAAAUUAAAUAAUUACAGCCCUGGGAAAAUGUAGCCUACAGUAUGAAAUGCAACAGAGACCCUGAGCACAAUCCAACCAGGGACGUUGAAGUUACAUGGUAUGCAUCUUAACCAACAGGAUGCUUUAACCUGGCUGUGACCUCUUUAAUCUCUGUCUGUCUUUCUGAUUUGUGUUUGCGGCAUCAAGUCAUCACCAUCACCUCAAGAACACAUGUGUACACAUCCGUCCUUCUCCAAGAGUGGUGGUGCUGAGCUGGCAAGGACACGAAGAAGAAAGGAAAAUCAGUCAUCAUCAGCCCACAUGGACCAGGCUUCUCACCCUGCGCCACAGUUUGAGGUAGACCUGGACCUGGGCUUCGCUCUCUUCUUCCUCUUCGUCCUUUGUUUCUUCCUGCUGGUGACGGUUGUGCGCUGUGCCCAGACUGUAGUGGAUCCUUACGGCUCCAUCUCUACCUCCACCUACCAGGAAGAGCAGAUCACCUGAGAGGGAGAGGAGGGUGUAAUCAGUCAGUAACAGGAUUCUAGAAAAGUAAGAUAAACACUCAUUGCUGCAUUACUAUAGCCUAUAAGACAUAUAUUUAGACCAUGCAGCUUUUGAAUGGAUAUGAAGUAUACAUGGCAGGAGUCAGGCAACUUUUGGAGAAAAAAGGAGUCAUACUUACAUUUUCAUGGAAGUGUUUGUGCCUACUAGCCUACUACUGAGCACACUCCCAGAGGCCCAAGAUGUCUCGUUGUGUAAAACAAUGUUCUUAAUCAUGUUUAUUUGCUCAUGUCCAGUGAUCUGAUUCUGUUACUAUUAGUCACUCCUAGUAGCAAUCAUAUUUAUCUUAUUAUAGGUCUCCAAUUUUCCAUAUCUAGACUAUACUGUAGCCUAUAUGAAAAAAUAAAGACCACUAAACCAUGUAGCUAGCCUAUAGAACUACAUGGUAGGCCAGGGGUGGCUAUAUCCAGUCCAGCAUAAAGAGCCAAAAAACGAACCAUAGCGAGCCACACAACACAACACACGCCACAACAGCGGCUUACAGAUCUAAUGUCAUAAUACAAAGCAGAACUGUUUUAUAGGUUUCUUUCUUACCUAGACCGACUAUUUGGGAAACUUGACAGUCUUUGUUGUCCACAAGCCUUUUUUUUAGGUCUGGCUUGUACUCAGCUGUGGCCACUCGAAGCAACUCUUUCACAGAACGAUGUUUUGACUUACCUGUUUCAGUGUAGAAAACACUGAUCCACAAAAGUUGCUGCAAACGUUGACAUUAACUUGAGUGCAGCCUGUUUAACAUUGGGAUAUCUGUCUGUGGACACUGUUUUCCAGAGCUCUAGUUCCUUCUCUCGACACAGAUUUAAGUCUGUCAUCCUCACAAGGUUAAAUCAUCUCCAAGUGGGAUGCUUCAUUUGUCAAUCGGCCGAUAUGUAGACAAUAGUCAUUCCUCCGUGGGCUCAUAAUGUGGCCUCUCAUAAUGUGUCCAUUGAAUAAGAUGGUAAUGCAGCAGCAACUAAAACAUAUGCUUCUUUG